This is a messenger RNA of Brassica napus (rape), 702 nucleotides long. RefSeq names its product protein RALF-like 17. Lineage: Eukaryota; Viridiplantae; Streptophyta; Magnoliopsida; Brassicales; Brassicaceae. The coding region runs from base 109 to 339 and encodes 76 amino acids. The record is from RefSeq and is a predicted model, not a curated record. The transcript has a single exon.
AAGAGAAAAACAUAACAAAAGAACCAAAGCUUUAAAAGCAAUUCGAUUGACCUAUUGUAAUUUGUUUUAGACUAGAGAGAGAGAAAGAAGAGAGAAAGUGUAUGAUCAAUGGCUGCAUCUAGAGAAUUUAUCAUAUGUUGCCUAUUAACACUUCUCUUGUGCAGUUUCUUCAUGAGAAUCGAGUCUGGGGCUGCUGACAUCACCAAAAAACGAUGUGGCGGAGGCGCCGGCAGUCUAGGGGACGAUAAUGAGCGGUGCGUGGAGGCGGUCAAAGAACAUGACGACAAUGACGUGGAUGAUGUUUUUAAAGUAAUUAACAAAAUGAGGAUAUAUGCUUGAUCAUGGUUCAUUAUUUAAUUAUGUUUAGGGCUACAUAAUCAUACAUUAUAUGUUCUUAAGCUCGUUUCUUUGAUUUCUGGCAUUGAUUAUUCUGUAUUUGUUAUAAUUUAAUUUUAUCUUUCUUUUUCCUUCCUUUAAUGAGAGAAAUUGUGAUCUGAACCAUGCGAUUCUAGUCAUUUUUGUCAUUCAACCUUCCAUGUUUUAAGUCAUUUAACAUCCCAUGAUUCUCUUAAUUUUUUUAGUAGAAUGUCGUUUUCUUUAAACGUUUACACAUAGGCCUGAAUGUACCUUGUAGUUUCCUUAUGUGGUUAUGUUAUAUGCCAAUGUACAUACUCCACUCUAAAAUUUCAAGAUGGGAUGAUU